Molecule: messenger RNA, 3143 nt
Organism: Phascolarctos cinereus (koala)
Lineage: Eukaryota; Metazoa; Chordata; Mammalia; Diprotodontia; Phascolarctidae
Gene: IKZF3
Product: IKAROS family zinc finger 3
Biological process (GO): regulation of transcription by RNA polymerase II
Cellular component (GO): nucleus
Molecular function (GO): DNA-binding transcription factor activity; RNA polymerase II cis-regulatory region sequence-specific DNA binding
Source: RefSeq, a predicted model, not a curated record
UGGAAUAUAAAUUCUAGGAGGAGUCCAGAAUGAAAGAUGUAUUAGAAAUUUGUGGGAGACUUUAUUUAAGCAUGUCUAGUUAAACCCUUUGAAUGAAAAGGAGAAAACCAAAUCAUCAACAAAAACCUUUCUCCCUAAAACAGUAUUAUACAUUCACACGCAUUCUUCUAACAUAAGAGUUUUUGCUACUAUUUCAACACAAUCAUUAGUGCAUAGUUUCCUUUACGAAGUAACAAAGAAGCAGCCACUCUUCCACCACCCCUUCUCUUUCCAAAAAAGAGGCUCACGUUUUGGUUCACAAGUUUGACAUUUAAGAGGGAAAACUAAAAGGAAUAUAUGAUUCUCAGGCACCGCUUUGUAAUAAAAGUCCUUUAAAAAGGCCACCACCAGCCAGCGCCGCUCUAACCUCAUACACAGAAGUCGUACCUAGUUCCUGUCACUUUAAAGCUCUGCUGACGCCACUCGAAUGUAUCCAGAGGGGAAGUCCCUGCUCAGGGAAUCUCCCGCCAGCUGCAGUGCAGGAUCCCAGCGAGUCUGGAGGAGCACGUGGAGCAGCAGCAGCCCCAGGAGCAGUAGCAGCCCCAGCAGUAGCAGGAGGAUGGAAGAUACCCAAUCAACUGUGGAGCUGAGAAAUUCACAGGAGCAGCCUGUGUUCACAGAAGGCCAGGUGAUUUUGAAUGACUACAGUCCAGCCAAACCUCAAGAAGUAGAAAAUAUGGACAGUGGAGAAGACAAUAAAGACCAGGUCCCACCCAAUGAAGAUGAGGAUAUAGGAGAUGAUUCAAUGAAAGUGAAAGAUGAAUACAGUGAAAGGGAUGAGAAUGCUUUAAAGCCAGACCCCAUGGAAAAUGUGGAAGAUCCUGAAAUACCUUACAGCUAUCCAAGAGAAUAUAAUGAAUAUGAAAGCAUUAAGUUGGAAAGACACGCUGUCUCUUAUGACAGCGGCAGGCCAACUAGUGGAAAAAUGAACUGUGAUGUGUGUGGAUUAGCCUGCAUUAGCUUCAAUGUAUUGAUGGUUCAUAAGCGAAGCCAUACUGGUGAACGCCCAUUCCAGUGUAAUCAGUGUGGGGCAUCUUUUACUCAGAAAGGUAACCUCCUCCGCCACAUUAAACUUCACACAGGGGAAAAACCUUUUAAGUGUCAUCUCUGCAACUACGCGUGCCAGAGAAGAGAUGCUCUCACAGGUCACCUUAGGACACAUUCUGUUGAGAAGCCCUACAAGUGUGAGUUUUGCGGAAGGAGUUACAAGCAGAGAAGCUCCCUUGAGGAGCAUAAGGAACGAUGUCGCACUUUCCUGCAGAACACCGGCAUGGGUGACACUGCCAGCGUGGAGGCAAGACAUCUCAAAGCAGAGAUGGGAACCGAAAGAGCUCUUGUGCUGGACAGAUUAGCAACCAACGUGGCCAAACGAAAAAGCUCGAUGCCCCAGAAAUUUAUUGGUGAAAAGCGUCACUGCUUUGAGGUCAAUUAUAAUUCUGGCUACAUGUAUGAGAAGGAAAGUGAAAUGAUACAGACGCGGAUGAUGGAUCAGGCCAUUAACAAUGCCAUCACCUACCUUGGAGCUGAGGCCCUGCGUCCCUUAGUGCAGACCCCUCCUGCCCCAACCUCAGAGAUGGUCCCAGUUAUCAGCAGCAUGUACCCCAUUGCACUUACCCGCACAGAGAUGCCAAAUGGUGGCCCUCAGGACCUAGAGAAGAAAAACACUCACCUAUCAGACAAAUGCUUACCUUCUGAAAGAGGCCUCUCGCCCAACAACAGUGGCCACGACUCCACAGACACAGAUAGCAACCAUGAAGAACGCCAGAAUCAUGCCUACCAGCAAAGCCAUAUGAUCCCUCCCCGGGCCAGAAAUGGGAUGCCACCCCUGAAGGAGCUGCCCCACUCCUAUGAACUCCUCAAACCUCCACCCAUCUGCCCUCGAGAUACCAUCAAAGUGAUCAACAAAGAUGGAGAAGUGAUGGGUGUAUUCAGGUGUGACCACUGCCGAGUCCUUUUCCUGGAUUAUGUGAUGUUCACCAUUCACAUGGGCUGUCAUGGUUUUCGUGACCCUUUUGAGUGUAACAUGUGUGGGUACCGGAGCCAUGACAGGUAUGAAUUCUCCUCUCACAUUGCUAGAGGAGAACACAGAGUCAUGUUAAAAUAAAUAGCUCAAUUCUCUCUCAGAGAUUUAAGUAUUGAGCAUCAUUAAAAAGCAGCAGCAACAACAUACAACUAGACCUCCACUUUGCUGAAGCUGUAGAACCUCAAGUUAUUUUCCCUAUCAGUUCUGAUAUAAAAAGUGUAAUGUCUUCAUUAACUGCAUAAAGGAUUCUGCACUCGUUCAAUAACUCUUGUGGACCCAUGGUGUUACUAUUGAGAGAUGGGGUUUUAUAGCAUUUUUUUUCCCUCAGGGACUUAAUAUUAUUGAACUUUUAAAAGCAGGGAAAUCUUUAAUCAUCGCCUUCUUCACCAACACAACUCAAAUCUGUGUUAAGAAGUCUGUCAUCCAUUCAAAUUUCAAACUGUCCCUGGCUGUGCUCUGUGAAAGCUUGGAGGUGACAUGUAUUCAGCACCAUUAACAGGGAAAAUUGAUCUUGGCCAGAAAACUGACUCAGAAUUUUGCAUGUACUAAAACCUUGGCCUAUGUUGAUUUGGGUGGGGAGGGCGGGGAGAGUAGAAGAAGGUAUUUCCAAUUGCCAUAUAAAUAACAGGACUAGAAUAGCAGCGUGAUAGUUUAUGUGAUCAGGGGAUCUAAUCUAGCAUUUGAAGACUGAAAACUCAACGCUGCUUUAGACAAGCAGCGCCCUCCAAAACAGUCAUGUGUUCAUCCUGCUGCUUCUCCCUACUCCCCUUCCUCCCCCAAUUCUCUAAGAACUGUUUUGGGUUCAGCAAAGUACUCUGAAAGGAAUUCUAUAUAAGGAGAGUUAUCUUUUGUAAACAAAGACAUAUGGUAAUUAAAACAUAGCAAAUUGUCCGUUAUAGAACUCAGCAUCAAUUUCCUUUCCCCAAAGAUGGGAAGAGGGAGUAUCUAAGAGGGACAAGAAAUGGUUCAGCAGUUUAAACAGGAAAAACAACUAAUUACAUGAUCAAUCAGCAAGCAUUUAUUAAGUACCUGUUGUAUGCCGGGUACUAUGUUCUUCUGACCCCCCACUAUGUAUUGUUAC